Messenger RNA from Apiotrichum porosum, 870 nucleotides. RefSeq names its product structural constituent of ribosome (gene RPS0). Bases 1 to 870 code for a protein of 289 amino acids. The transcript has a single exon. NCBI's taxonomy places the organism in Eukaryota, Fungi, Basidiomycota, Tremellomycetes, Trichosporonales, Trichosporonaceae. Gene Ontology annotation, cellular component: 90S preribosome; ribosome; cytosolic small ribosomal subunit. Gene Ontology annotation, molecular function: structural constituent of ribosome. The record is from RefSeq and is a predicted model, not a curated record. Gene Ontology annotation, biological process: ribosomal small subunit assembly; cytoplasmic translation.
AUGUCCACCAAGCUCCCCGCUGCCCUCAACGCCACUGAGGACGACAUCCAGCUCCUCCUUGCUGCCCAGUCGCACCUCGGCACCAAGAACUGCGACAAGUCGAUGGAGCAGUACGUCUGGAAGCGCCGUGCCGACGGUAUCCACGUCCUCAACGUCGGCAAGACCUGGGAGAAGCUCGUCCUCGCCGCCCGUGUCCUCGCCUCGAUCGAGAACCCCGCCGACGUCUGCGUCAUCUCGUCGCGCCCCUACGGCCACCGCGCCGUCACCAAGUACGCUGGUUUCACCGGUGCCCAGGCCAUUGCCGGCCGCUUCACCCCCGGUUCGUUCACCAACUACAUCACCCGUUCGUUCAAGGAGCCCCGCAUCAUCAUCGUGACCGACCCCCGUGUCGACCACCAGGCUAUCCGUGAGGCCGCCUACGUCAACAUCCCCGUCAUUGCCUUCGCCGACACCGACGCCGCCCUCAAGUUUGUUGACAUUGCCAUCCCCAUCAACAACAAGUCGCGUCACUCGAUCGGCCUCAUGUGGUACCUCCUCUGUCGUGAGGUCCUCCGCCUCCGUGGCGAGGUCGCCCGUGGCCCCACCGGCCCCUCGGGCUGGGACGUCCUCCCCGACCUCUUCUUCUACCGCGACCCCGCUGAGGAGCAGGAGCGCGAGGCCGCCGAGAAGGCCGCCGCCGAGGCUGAGGCCGAGGCCGAGGCUGCCCCCGCCGCCGCCCCCGCCGCUGACGACUGGACCGCCGCCGCCGCUACCGACGACGCCCUCGCCGCCCAGCCCACCGACCAGGCCCUUGACUGGUCCGCCGAGCCCCAGACCGGCGACUGGGCCGCUGAGCCCACCCCCGCCACCGACGCCGCCGCCGGCUGGUAA